Messenger RNA from Ustilago hordei, 2283 nucleotides. RefSeq lists its product as uncharacterized. NCBI's taxonomy places the organism in Eukaryota, Fungi, Basidiomycota, Ustilaginomycetes, Ustilaginales, Ustilaginaceae. Gene Ontology annotation, molecular function: protein serine/threonine phosphatase activity. The transcript has a single exon. Gene Ontology annotation, biological process: protein dephosphorylation. The record is from RefSeq and is a predicted model, not a curated record. Bases 1 to 2283 code for a protein of 760 amino acids.
AUGGUCGGAGCUCAUCGCUUGUUCCCGAAGAGCGCUUUGAGCGUCUCUCGCUGUUGGCAGUCCUCUACUGUUGCCACAUCCGCAACGACAGCAACAACAUGUUCAGUGCUAGCGCAUCAGCACUCUCAUAGACGAGCGGCUCGUCCGGAUCAAUUGCAAUCCUCGGCCUUCUCGACCGCGUCGGCACCCGUUCGCUCUCCAACGUCGUCUCGUCCGACGACUGGACCAUCUACUGGAUCCACAUCGUCUGCUUCUUCAUCGUCCGGCUCGUCUCAGUGGAAGCCUCCUCCGCCUCCACCGUCAGGGCCCACUGCCGCAUACCGCAAACAGUCUCGUAAAGAGUGGCUCCUCGUAGGCGUCGCUGGUUCUGCUGCAGCUGUAGGCUCUUGGUAUUACUGGUCCAAUAUUCGACCUCGUCAUCAAGCUAACAAGGCUGCCGCAGCUGCUCUCGCCGCCAACUCUGCCCCUUUCUCGAUCACGGCAGAGCAAAGAACCUCCUUCUCUAUCCCAACCCGCCAAGCUCAGGCUGGCGGCCCGACCAACAAAGUGGUCAACACGCUCACCAACGCAGAGGUCGAUCGGCGGCUAACAGAGAACCAGCGCAGUACCCGCGUUGAUCGACCCAAAGGAGCUUGUCUUGUCGCUCGCUAUGACACCAACUCCGUCGCGAGUAACGAUCCUAUUGAGGACAAGCGCGCAGAAGUGAUUGUCGAGCGAGACCGAGCUAUCGUCGACAGUCGACCCACUUCUUCCGCUACUGAUCCUAUCUCGCCAACGCCUAACACAGCUGCCGGUAGCGCUAAUGGCGAUCUCUGCUUCUUCGCUGUCAUGGACGGUCAUGCUGGUUUCCACACCAGUACGUUGCUUAGUCAGAAGCUGAUCGCGUUCGUCGCCCUUGAGCUUGACAAGGUCUUCAGAGAAGCUGGCGAGUAUGGAGAAAUUGCAAAAGCCAAGAGCGCUAUGCCCAGCAAGCUUUGGCGUGCCAUUGUAGGUGGUGGGCCAGGUGUCAAUGCUACUGUUGGUUCGAGUACUGGCCUGGACGGAGAUCCCGACAUCGUCAAGAGAGCCAUCGCCAAAGCUUUCCGCGGCCUUGACAAGGAGAUCGUCAACACACCUGUCGAGCUGCUCAAGGAGUAUGAGCUUAGUCUUGCUUCCACUUCUUCCAGCUCGGUCGCACCUGAGGGAGGCGCAGGCAACACGCCAAGCCUGAGCUCGCUUGCUCACAGCAUCUUCCCCAGCUCCACCAAUGCCACCUUCACUGCCACUCAGAAGAGUGCCUACGAGAGCAUCCUCCCUGCUUUGUCUGGUAGCUGUGCAUUACUCACUUACAUUGACUCGGCACGACAGGACGUCUAUGUUGCCUGCACAGGUGACUCGCGAGCUGUAGCUGGUUACUGGGAUGAAGACACGGGUAAGUGGGAGGUAGAAGCCCUUUCAGUUGAUCAGACUGGUCGCAAUCCAGAUGAGGUGCGAAGGAUGCGCUCCGAGCACCCGGCUUCCGAGUCGGAGAAUGUCAUCCAGCGCGGUCGUGUGCUUGGUGGACUUGAGCCCACACGCGCCUUCGGAGAUGCAAGAUACAAGUGGGAUCGUGAACUUCAGGGACGCCUGUAUGAUGCUUUCCUUCCCGGCGGUCGGGCCUCGACGCGUGGCCCACCUCGAGGCUUGGAAACGCCUCCUUACGUCACCGCAACACCCGAGGUCGAAUGGCGUCGAGUCGGCGAGACGAGCGCAAGACCCAACCGGGAGCUCCGCUUCAUCAUUAUGGCCACCGAUGGUCUUUGGGAUAUGAUGAGCAACGAAGAGGCAGUCAGCCUGGUCGCUGGUCAUCUAGCUGGUAUCAAGGGCACCAUUCGUUCAUCAGAGCUGCAGAAACACACUUUCCAGCCGAUCGACAAGCUUCACUCUUUGCCUUCAACAUCCUCCGCUCAUGUAUCUUGUCCCUCUGGCACUCCGGCACGAGGAGGAGCUACGACUGACGGUCAGACAGUCUCGUCACCGGUGCGAGCUGCUUCUUCAGGCGAGCAGAGAGAGCUGGCUGUGUCUAAGCAGCACCCCUUGUCAAAAGGACCUGAGCCACUCAGAACAUUCCAGUUCCAGGACGACAACCUUUCGACCCAUCUCAUCCGCAAUGCCCUUGGUGGUGCCAAUCAGCAGCGUGUAGCAGGUCUGCUUGCGAUUCCAGCCCCGGAGAGCCGAAGGUAUAGGGACGACAUUACAGUCAACGUCAUCCUCUUCAACUCGCCCACUUGCAUUCCUGCGCAGCCACCGGCGGCUAAGCUUUGA